Messenger RNA from Drosophila subobscura, 1831 nucleotides. It is a transcript of the gene Uxs, whose product is annotated as UDP-glucuronic acid decarboxylase 1. NCBI's taxonomy places the organism in Eukaryota, Metazoa, Arthropoda, Insecta, Diptera, Drosophilidae. The transcript has 2 exons. The record is from RefSeq and is a predicted model, not a curated record. Bases 156 to 1526 code for a protein of 456 amino acids. Gene Ontology annotation, cellular component: cytoplasm. Gene Ontology annotation, molecular function: UDP-glucuronate decarboxylase activity; NAD+ binding. Gene Ontology annotation, biological process: D-xylose metabolic process.
AACUCCGCGGUCGCACUGCUGAUAACAUUUCUGAAUUGUUUUUAUAAAAAAAACUAAAAGUUAAACAAUAAGAAUGCAAUGUGGCGAUUCCCAUCGCUGAUAAGCAUUGGGAAGCCGUCUAGUUCUCGCAAAGCAAGUCAAACGUCAUCGUCACGAUGAUGACGGCAACAAAGAAGCGCCUAAAAAUAGUAGCCGCAGCAUCGUUCUCCCUGCUGCUGGUCGUUUACUUGUACAGAGCGAUCAGCGCCUCCACCGCCGGAGUGCCUGCUGUUGGGGUGGCGGUGGGUGUGGGACGGCUAUCCAGACCCAUCGAGGAGGAGCAGCAGGGCCAGUGGCCACCCACCGAAGAUGCUGUGCAAAGGAGCCUGCAGAAUGCGUACGAAGCCCACAGUUCCCUUAUCAAAGAGCAGCGGGCGGAGCUGCUGCGCACCAAAGAGCAAUUGGCCCAGUUGGAGGAGCAGAUCCGCUCGCUCCAGACCAGCACGCCUCGCAAAUAUCCCAAAGUCAAAUACUUAAACUACAAAAAUCGCAAGAGAAUUCUCAUCACCGGAGGAGCCGGCUUUGUGGGCUCCCAUCUGGUGGAUGAUCUGAUGAUCCAGGGCCACGAAGUGAUUGUGGUGGACAACUUCUUCACUGGUCGCAAGCGCAAUGUCGCGCACUGGCUGGGACACGAGAACUUUGAGCUCAUCCACCACGACAUUGUCAAUCCGCUGUUCAUUGAGAUUGACGAGAUCUACCACCUGGCCUCGCCGGCCUCCCCACCGCACUACAUGUACAAUCCGGUGAAGACCAUCAAGACAAACACCAUGGGCACCAUCAAUGUGCUGGGACUGGCCAAGCGCGUGAUGGCCAAAGUGCUGAUUGCCAGCACCUCGGAAGUGUACGGCGAUCCGACAGUUCAUCCGCAGCCCGAGACCUAUUGGGGCCAUGUGAAUCCAAUUGGACCACGUGCCUGCUAUGACGAGGGCAAGCGUGUCUCCGAGACCCUGAGCUAUGCGUACGCCAAACAGGAAAAGGUGCAAGUUCGUGUGGCUCGCAUCUUCAAUACGUACGGACCGAGGAUGCACAUGAACGAUGGCCGUGUGGUGUCCAAUUUCAUUCUGCAGGCGCUGCGCAACGAGACCAUCACUGUCUAUGGCAAUGGCCGGCAGACGCGCUCCUUCCAGUACGUUUCGGAUCUGGUUGAUGGCAUGAUUGCACUGAUGGCAUCCAACUACACGCAGCCGGUGAAUCUGGGCAAUCCCGUGGAGCAGAGCAUCGAGGAGUUUGCCCAAAUCAUCAAGCAACUGGUGGGCGGACCGAGCAUGAUCAAGCAGACCAAAGCCGUCGAGGAUGAUCCACAGCGACGCAAGCCGGACAUAACACGCGCCCGCCACUAUCUGAAGUGGGAGCCGAAGGUGCCGCUCGAGAAGGGUCUGCGGCAGACCAUUUCCUACUUUCGCAACGAACUGGCGCGCAGCGAUCGGUUCCAGGAGAGCUCCAACAAGUACUUUGAUUCGCCCGACCUGCAGCGAAGUCGCCUCUAACUAUUACUCCUAGAUCUGUCUGUGUAUAUGUCUAAGAUGUAGUGUAAAUUCGUGUGUGCCUGUAUGCCAAAGUCCAAAGCUAACAUUUGGAGUUGGUAACGCAACGUCUCUAGUCUGCAAAAACAAUGUAAAUAAUGACCAUCGAUAUAGCACUAAUUGUAAGUCACGUAUGCCAUAAGUCCAUGGAUCACAUUGGUGGGGGGAUCCUGCACUUUGUCCUGCAUCCAUUUAACCAGUGUAAAUUCUAGCUUUAAGUUGGGGCUAACAAUAAAAAGAGAGAACGUUUUUUCUUCUUUUCAAUCUAA